AAAACAUUCAAGUGACAGAAAAGAAAAAAAUAUAAAUGAAUAACAUAAAUUUCGCUGUAAAGCUAAUUGAUUCCACUUGUACGACAUGUCUCGCCUAUCAAAGCCUCUAACUGGCCGUUAAAACGGUUCGGGCGCUAUAAAAUUGAUUUUGCAAUGAUAGGCGACUUCAAAACAUAUUCGAAUAAAUUCAUUCAGAGCAACCGUCCCAAAGAGUGAGUGACGGCCUUUCAGUAAAGAAUAAUUAUGUGGCGUUUUAUUGUACCUAUCGCAUUUCUCCAUUGCGGAUUAAGUUACAGCAUUGAGGAUUUGUCGCAGCUGAUCUGCAAAAAUGCAAAGAGUGGGGAUACUGCACCGAAUCCACGUGAUUGCAAUUCAUAUUUCGUAUGUGGCACAGUCCCGUUGAUAAGCUUUUGCGAUGCAGGGCUACAUUUUGACGCUAAAAAAAAAGUGUGCAAUUGGCCAGAUAUGGCAAAAUGUCAAAUAAAUGAGACUGAUGCUGUGCAAGCUCAUCACACUCCGGCUCAUCCUGAAGUAGCCGCUGAAAUAGAAAUGUUCAACAGUGCACCUAGGCCGAUACGUGAACUUACGCCAAAAGAAGAAAAGCAGAUCCCAUUUGAACCAUUGCCCAACCGAUUCCAUCUGUAUUUCAGCGCUUUAGAUGUUAAUACUCACAAACCCAUUGACCCCAUGUCGAACUACGAUCCGAAAAACGUGGCAUGCCAUCAUUACGGAGCUUAUUUUAUACCGCAUCCCAUCGAUUGUAGUGCCUACUAUAUUUGUGCUUUCGGGCACAUGUUGCCACACAAGUGUGGGCGCGGAACCGGUUGGAACUAUAAACGUCAAGCCUGUGAGAUUCGCCCCUUGGCCGAAUGUUAUAUAGGCACUACUCUUCCAAUGAGCAAUUCACAAAUGACAACAGCGUCUGAAGAGGCCACAAAUUUCUCAGACGGACAAUUGAAUGAUAUGCCUCCAAAGAACGGGUUUUACACCGUAUGCUAUUCCUUGGCCAAUGGCGUUGCGGGCCCCAUUACAUGGUUGCCUCAGUCAACAAUAGAUGCCAGCUGGUCUCAAAUUGCGAGUACAAGACAUCCCUCAAGCUCCGCAUACACGGAUAAUCAGCUCAUACACACUCCGCCCACCAUAGCUGUAAAUUCGUUCACCGGGCGUACAAACGACCUUGGGCUUGAUGUGCUCAGUUGCCCUAAAGAGAGCCAAGCGUACUUGCGCCACUCCACCGACUGCAGUAAAUACUAUAUCUGCAUAAUAGGUAUGCCAGUGCUGACUUCCUGUCCAGAAGGAAUGUAUUGGGAUCAGAAGGCGGAGGUUUGUGAUUCACCCACAAAAGUAGACUGCCAACAGCAGGUCUGUUUAUUUAUGAUGACUGGUAUGGCGAAACUCUUGCUCUCUUUAUUCGGUCUGCUGAUCGUUCAGCAUGGAUCAGUUGAUGCCGUUUACACAAUGAACGAAACGUGUCUUUACUACGCUGGAGGAUACAUUGCCAACCCUGACAACUGCCAAGCUUGGGGCUACUGCUCUGGCGGGAAUUUGACGCACCAAGGACUGUGUCCAGAUGGCUACCUCUACGAUUCAUCCAAGGCUAUAUGUAAUUAUGCCUCUCAAGUUACCUGCAGUACCUCUGCAAAAGACAUAUGCGCAAAUUUGGACGAGCCGGGCUAUGUUGCUGACCCCAAUAACUGUAAUAGAUACUGCUAUUGCUCUAACAAACAGAUAGUGUCAUGUUCUUCAUGCCCGACAAAUCAGUUGUAUGAACCUUCACUGGUGGAAUGCAACUAUGACUACACUUGUCCCACUGAUUCCGUUUGUCGUCUAGUGAAAAAUAACGUGUUUGUUGGCGCAAGUACUUGUGGCGAAUUCAUUCGAUGUGUGGAUGGCACAGGAACUGCUCAAAAAUGCUCCAAUAACACCUACUAUAAUAACUUAACCGGAAUGUGUCAAAAGAGUAAUCCAUGCACAACCACUAACAACUCCUCGUCUGUUGCAUAUGCACCUGACACAUCCGCAUGCUCAGCAUAUAACGCAGCUAAAGGGGGCGUACAGUACGUAGAGGAUGGAUAUACUUGCUACGGUUACUACUCGUGUUCAAGCGCCAGCGGAUCGGGUCAAUGGAGAAGCUGUGAUUUUGCAACACAUUUCAAUCCCACUCUCCAAAAAUGCGUCAGCCCUAUAAGUUACGCUUGCAAACUCAAUCGUUGUGGAAAUAUUAAUAUACAAUUCGCAACUGUGCCUUUUACGAACUGCACACAAUAUCAUACGUGUUCUGGUAACCAGGCAAGCACGGCUAACUACACCUGCACGAACGAAAAUUACCCGUAUAUCGAUGAGGUCAAUGGAGGCUGCGUUGACACCAAACCAAAUUAUGCUAUUUUUACACUUUGCCUCUUGGUUUUUUCCACCAUCACGUCAGCAUACGCUGGUCAAAACAAAACAAGCGUUGAGGAGAUAUGCAGAUUAAUAACCCCCAGCACCACUAUUCUACAACCCGAUACGUGCAACACGUGGGUUCAGUGCCCAUCUUCAUAUAAUGAUGAAGAUUUGGAAGAAGGUUCGUGUGUAUUUGGGUUAUAUUUCAAUAAGGAUGCCGGCCGUUGUGAGAGUAAGGAAACUGUCACCUGCCCCUACGAAUCUACCUCAAACGACAAUCGUUGUGCAUUCCAAACUGAUGGUACCUUCCUGGCUGAUCCGAAUGACUGUAGUGGCUACAUUUUCUGCAACAACCAGACAGAAACACGCUCAACUUGCCCCGACAGCUUGAUAUAUAACCCAGAAAAGGGGGCGUGCGUUUAUUCAAAAGAUUACAAUUGCCAAUUGAAGCCAGCAGCCGUCAACGUCAGCACCAUCUGCAAGUCCGUGGCAAAAAAUACUGUGCUUGCGGACAUCAGCGAUUGUACAAAAUAUCUUAGUUGUGACGAAGAGAGCCAACUCAUAUCGUUCCAGUGCUCUGAAGGGCAAGCAUUCAACUACUCUACUUUAGAAUGUGUAGCUCGAAGCGAAGCAGUGUGUCAUCCUCUGGCACCAGAACUUGAACCAGAAAUUGAUGUUUGCGGUACCGAGGAUAAUGUCCUAGUCGGCUAUAUUGCUGACGAGGAAUCGUGUAGUGGAUAUUAUAUAUGCGCCAAGCAAAGUGAUGGUAAACCCGAUCGCAGUCCCACGUAUCUAAAAUGUCAGGACGGCUACUUCUUUGACAGCAGCACUUGGUCAUGUCGCAACCGCCUAAACGUCAAGUGUUCUUUAGACCGUUGCGAAGGCAUGGCCAACAAAUACGCCAAUGUGGCCGGUGAUUGCUCCGCUUAUGCACGCUGCAAGAAUGGAGUAACAGUUGCCACUGGCAUAUGCGAAGUAACCAUUUUUGUAGUUUUGGUCACAACUGCCAUUGUUGCAGUAAAAGCGGAAAGUAAACCAUUGUCGGUUGAGGAAAUUUGUAGCCAAAUGCCAGCCGGCACCUUUAUUCUGCCCCCGAAUUCAUGUACCCAUUGGGUCCAGUGUCCCUCAUCAGCGAACGCCCAAGACUACGAAGACGGCUUCUGCGCUUACGGCCUAUACUUCAAUAAAGACAAAAAUCGGUGUGAAACCAUGGAAGACGUUGUUUGUCCCUUCGAAAACACUCAAACCGACUCUGAAAACCGUUGCGCCUCAAAGAAAGAUGGUAUUUUCUUGUCAGAUCCAGAAAAUUGUAAUGGAUAUGUGUUCUGCAUGGAUGGAAAAGAAAUCCGUUCCACUUGCCCGAAAGAUUUGGUAUUCCAUCCUUCGAAAUCCGCUUGUGUUUAUCCGAAAGAAUACCAAUGUCCUAAGAAAACUCAAAAUGUAACUGCAAAUCCGAUUUGCAAUUCUGUAGCUAAUGGUACGAUUUUUGCGGACAUAAAAGAUUGCACGAAAUACCAUCAAUGUGUCGCGGGUGGCAAACUGACAUCUUUAGAGUGUCCCGAAAGCCAAGCAUUCAACUACUCUACUUUAGAAUGUGUAGCUCGAAGCGAAGCAGUGUGUCAUCCUCUAGCACCAGAACUUGAGCCAGAAAUUGAUAUUUGCGGUACCGAGGAGAAUGUCCUAGUCGGCUAUAUUGCUGACGAGGAAUCGUGUAGUGGAUAUUAUAUAUGCGCCAAACAAAGUGAUGGUAAACCCGAUCGCAGUCCCACAUAUCUAAAAUGUCAGGACGGCUACUUCUUUGACAGUGGCACUUGGUCAUGUCGCGACCGCCUAAAUGUCAAGUGUUCUUUAGACCGUUGCGAAGGCAUGGCCAACAAAUACGUCAAUGUGGCCGGUGAUUGUACUGCUUAUGCACGCUGCAAGAAUGGAGCAACAGUUGCCACUGGCAAAUGCGAAACCCGUACCUUCUGCGUUUUAGCACUGGUAGUGCUUUGUGUCAAUGCUGUAGCUGCCGUCAAUAUGAACAACAUUUGUCUGCUGUUGAAGGAAAACGCGCUUGUGGCAAGUGGCGACUCUUGCUCAUCGUAUUACCAGUGCUCCAACGGCGUUGCUACUCAGAAAAACUGCUCGACCGGCCUUUAUUUCGAUAAGAAUUCACAAGGGUGCGUUAGUCAGACUCCAAGCUAUUGCACCACAGAUGUUGCAGAUCCAUGCAAUAGAUAUUCCGUUGGCUCUUUCGCUGCGGUAGCUGAAAGCUGUGCCGGCUAUUACUACUGCUCGCCUUCAGGAGCAGAACGCAGCAACUGCCCCGACGAUCUUAUUUUCAACCCAAACAAACAAUCGUGCGUCUAUAAAAGCACCUAUGACUGUGUGGAUGGAACCAACAACGGUAGUACUACCGGUGCCAUCAAUUUGUGUUCGUAUGUGCAGAACGGCAUCUACUUCGGCAAUGCAUGGGCAUGUGCGGGCUGGCAAAAGUGCACUAGCAAUACCGAAUACACUACCGGGUCCUGUACCAAUGACUUGGUAUUCGAUCCGGCCAACGCGAUAUGUAAUUAUCAAUCAGCCGUUUCAUGCUCACAGGUAACUAAAGAUCCCAGUUUAGAUGUCACAUCGGCUAGUAAUGGUGGUGCAUGUACAGACACGGGAGCAAAGGAAAAUGCCACGGCUUGCAAUCAGUAUUACUUAUGCAAUGGCAAGAACUGGAUACUAACCACAUGCGAUCAUCACUUGUUCUACGACGUUACGAGGAAGGAGUGUGUGAAUCGCAUGAAUGCUUACAACGACUGUGAUCGUUGCGUUGGUACCACUACUAACACCUUUGUAAACGCAUUUGCAACCAAUUGUACUGGCUACUUGUACUGCACUGAUGGCGCAGAAUCUAGUUCUGGCAUAUGUGUCAAUAAUAUGUUCUUCGAUGAGGCAGAGGGCUUGUGUGUAUAUAAAAAUCCAGGGUAUGUCUUCUGCGCAGAUUCGUCUUCAACGACUACAACCACAACAGCUUCAACAACCACAACAGAUGCAUCCACAAACUCAACUACUGCAGCAACUACAGAUGAAGCCACAACCACCACAACUAGUGCAACUACUACAAAUUCUACAACAGAUGAAGCCACAACCACCACAACUAGUGCAACUACUACAACACUCGCUGAAUGACAAUUUUAAGGUCCGUCAAUGAAAAGUUCGACCAGAGUUUCGAAAAAUUAGAAAUAUAUAUACAAUAAUUGUAUAUAUAAACAUAUAUAUAUACAUAUAUAUACAUAUAUUAUAUUCAACUUUAAAGACAAUUUAAAUAAUUUUCAUCAAUCAAAGUAAAUAAACU
Messenger RNA from Anastrepha ludens (Mexican fruit fly), 5707 nucleotides. RefSeq lists its product as uncharacterized. The record is from RefSeq and is a predicted model, not a curated record. The transcript has 9 exons. NCBI's taxonomy places the organism in Eukaryota, Metazoa, Arthropoda, Insecta, Diptera, Tephritidae. Gene Ontology annotation, molecular function: chitin binding. Bases 244 to 5541 code for a protein of 1765 amino acids. Gene Ontology annotation, cellular component: extracellular region.